Messenger RNA from Meriones unguiculatus (Mongolian gerbil), 3814 nucleotides. It is a transcript of the gene Fbxo39, whose product is annotated as F-box protein 39. Lineage: Eukaryota; Metazoa; Chordata; Mammalia; Rodentia; Muridae. The transcript is spliced from 3 exons. The record is from RefSeq and is a predicted model, not a curated record. Bases 181 to 1512 code for a protein of 443 amino acids. Gene Ontology annotation, molecular function: protein binding.
UUCACCGUGAGCCACAUACAUCUGGUAUAGUGCCUGAUACAGUUCAGUUGAGUUUGAUUUCUGCUUGGGAGGUAACAGGUCUUCCUUCUUACCCCUCACAGAGAACACGAGAUUGCAUUCUUUCCCCAUCUGGGGAAGCCCUGCUCACCACACCACUACACUGUACAUCUGGGUCCUUUGAUGGAUGAAGAAGGUGAAGUGAUCCAGCCCCAAGAGCAGAGCUGCUGGGCCACUCUGCCAGAUGUGUGCCUGCGACGUGUUUUCUGGUGGCUGGGAGACAGGGACAGGUCCAGAGCUGCCCUGGUCUGCAGAAAGUGGAACCAGAUAAUGUACUCAGCUGACCUCUGGCGAUACAGGACCAUCACGUUCAGUGGGAGGCCAUCCAGGGUACAUGCAUCCGAAUUCGAGUCAGCUCUCUGGUACGUUAAAAAAUUUGGCCGUUACCUGGAACACUUGGAAAUCAAAUUUCUGAACCCUUACAAUGCAGUCUUAACCAAGAAGUUCCAGGUCACCAUGCGAGGCCUCCUGUCGUGCCUUGGCAAGAGCAACAACCGUCUAAAGUCACUCUCCAUCCAGCACCUGGAGCUGGACCGACUGGUCUGGAGAAACAGCAUCAGGGGUUCCCUCAUCAAGAGCUUGAGUUUUUUCUUAAAGAAAAUGGGCAAACACCUGGACCAUCUUAGCCUGAAAGGAGCACGGCUGACAGUGGAGCAAGGCUGCCACAUCCUCAACUCCCUGAGCUACCUGCGGAAUGAGAGCACAGCCUCAGAGCUCAACAUUGAAGACUUCUUCAGCCACCACUUGGCAGUCUACGGCAGCUCCCAGUUCAACAAGGCCAUGGCCACUUUCCACAACUUGACAUACCUGACACUCAACUACAACUGUAUCUCCGACGAGCUGCUCGAGACCUUGAGUGAGAACAAUGCUGGCACCCUCCGGACCAUGAACAUCAAAUGCCACGUUCAUGACCCCCAUGGACAGAUAGUCUGGGGCAUGUCCUGGGCCAAGCUGGCCAGGCAGGCCAGCAACCUGAAGGUGAACUUCUUCUUUGAGCGAGUGAUGAAGUAUGAGCACCUGGCCCGGAUCUUGCUGCAGGAGAUUCCACUUAGGAGCAUCAGCCUAAGAAGCUGUUAUUUCAGCGACCCAGACUGGUCUAUGCGGCCCACUCUGAUGGAGCUCCUACCCACCUUCCGGAACACCCUGCAGAAGUUAACAUUCGAGUUCAACAAUAACCACGAGUCACUAGAUGAACAGCUGCAUCUCCUCAUCCUGGCCUGCCGGAAGCUGUUUUACUUCAAAAUCUGGGCUUUCCUGGAUGUUAAGUUUGUGGAGCGGAUCCUGAAGAGCCAGGAGGAGGGGCAGUGCUCCCUGCGCACACUAAAGGUGAGAAUUUAUACAAACCGAUAUGAGACAAAUGAAGAGGACAGGACCCUACGUGAAAUUUACCGGAAAUACAGAAAGCUGAUCGAUUCAGAACUUAACUAUUUUGUCAUCGCCUACCCCAUGAUGUAAAGAGCGCCCUCCAGAGGAAGACAUCUAGAUGCACUUUGAACCUGAAAACCCUGUUCUCAGUGAAUUACAUUUGGGACUCCCAUGCUCUCAUCCCUUUUUCUUCUCUCUUUUUGCCAGUUCCACACCAUCAUGAAAAGCCUGGCAAAGGCUGAAAUGCUGGUGAUUGGAGAGGCCCCAAGCAUCUUUAAAGUGCUAUCUUUACCAACAAUCCUGGAUGACUUCUUUUUAUCAUUUGGUGUAGUUUUUUUGUAGUUGUUGUUGUUUUGGAUUUGUUUUGUUGUUGUUGUUUUGUUGGUUUGGGGGUUUGUUUAGUUUAGUGAGUUGGUUGUUUUGUUUUAAUUUGGGCAUUCCCACUCAAUCACAGAACAAACUCAAAGUAAGCUUGCUAGGGGAGUCUAACCUGUGCUUACCUGGACAGGUGUGACCAGCCAGUACACAAACCUUCUACCAACCAGCUUUACCCAUUAGAAAUGCUUUGCAGCCAGGUGGUUGGUAGCACACACUUUUACUUCUAGCAUAUGGGAGGCAGAGGCAGGUGGAUCUCUGAGUUGGGAGUCCAGCCUGGUCUACAGAUCCAGGACAGCCAAGGCUACACAGAGAAACCCUGUUUUGAAAAACAAACCAGCAACAACAAAGUAUUUUGUAUCCUGGCUGACCUUUAUAUCAGAGCCUCCUGACCUUGAGGUUGUCUGGGCCUGAUCACAUGCAAUUAGAACCCACUAGUAUGUCCUAGGAUGAAGCAGGACCAUUCCCACUAUCAGAGGGGCCACUCAGGAACAGGAACUGCUCAUAGAAGGAACUCGGUGCUAUGUUAUCAGCCCUGUGAAAGACUCCUGCCUCAGCUUAGCUACUUUUAGUUUUCUAUUCAGGUGACAAUCAUGCUCAACCUGCUGUGGACAAUUAGUCCUCAUGUGUGAGGGCAGACUAGAAGUGACCAUUACACCCAUGUUUAUUUAUUUAUUUUUUUCAAUGCAGUUUAUUCAGGAACCUUGAACAAUCAUCGACCCUGGGGAAAGCCAGCCCACAGCUUAUAUAGCCUCUGGGUAGCCAACCCCAGCAUGCCACGUGGGCAAUGCAGAUAGGUCCACAUACAUGGAAGCAAGCCAGAUCCUCAGCCUUAGCCAAAUGUGGAGUUGUUUUACACCCAUGUUUAUAAAGAAUCUGUAAUGUAGUGUGUCCUAAUGUCCUAAUGUAAUAUAAUGUGUCUAUAUUUAGAAUUAUAUCUUAUUAUUAUAUAAACUACAUCUAAAGACAUGCUUAAUACAUAGAAGAAGUGUAACAAAAUUGAUUUGGGGUAGAAUUUUGGUGGGUAUUGUUUGUCUUCUCUCAAUGACAGUGUCAUGGUUAGUCACUAAGAACAUGAUCUAACAUGUCUCUGAUCCAUGAGUAGCCACUGGGUCCUGAGGCUGGGUUGCCAUUAUUGCUUCUGUUCCAUUGAUGUCUUUUAAAGCUUCUUCAUCUUUUAAAAUCAACUAUAAAGUAUUAGGUAUUGUUAUGUCUCCUCCUCCCUUCCCUCUCACCAUCCUUCUUGUAAAUCCUUCCAGUCUUUUUUUUUUAAACAUCAUGUGUUCUUUUGGCCCCAACCUACCACUCACCCUCACCAUCAGACAUCCUCCCUUAUCUAUUUCUACUCUCCCUUCAUCCCCUUCCUAAUACCUUAAGUUUUAGACUCAUUUGCCUUCGCUUACAUAUUCACAUCUAUGCAUUGCAGGCUGCGAUCUACGCGUGAGAGCAUGUGGCUUCAAUCGUUUUCAGUUUGGGUCACUUUGCCUAAUAUACUUUCCAUAUUCAUUCAUUUUUCUGAAAAUUCCCUAAUUUUAGUUUUUAUUAUAGCUGAAUACAAUUGCUUUGUAUAUGGGCCUGUACUGGAUAAUUUUAUGUCAACUUGACACAAGCUAGAGUUAUCAGAGGGAGAAGACUCAAUUGUGAAAAGGCAUCCAUAAGAUCUGGCUGUAAGGCAUUUUCUUAAUUGGUGAUUGAUAAGGGAGGGUCCAGGACAUAGUGAGUAGUUUUACCUCUGGGCUGGAGGUUCUGAGUUCUAAAAGAAAGCAUGCUGAGCAAGCCAUGAGGAGCAAGCAGUAAGCAACACCUCUCCAUGAACGCAGGCAGCAUCAGCCCCUGCUUCCAGGUUUCUGCCCUGUGUGAGCUCCUGCCUGAUCUCCUUCAAUGAUGAACAGGGAUAUGGAACUAUGAGUAAAAUAAACCCUUUCCUCCCCAAGUUGUUUUUGGUUGUGGUGUUUCAUCACAGAAAUAGUAACCUUAACUAAGAGCCACAUUUUCAUUAUACAUUCAUCUGUUGAUG